This is a messenger RNA of Merops nubicus (carmine bee-eater), 419 nucleotides long. Its product is annotated as collagen alpha-1(II) chain. The annotation marks the transcript as partial. The record is from RefSeq and is a predicted model, not a curated record. Lineage: Eukaryota; Metazoa; Chordata; Aves; Coraciiformes; Meropidae. The transcript has 2 exons. Gene Ontology annotation, molecular function: extracellular matrix structural constituent.
UUCAGCUACGGCAACGAAGACCUGGCUCCCAACACCGCCAGCAUCCAGAUGACCUUCCUCCGCCUCCUGUCCACUGAGGGCUCCCAGAACAUCACCUACCACUGCAAGAACAGCGUCGCCUACAUGGACGAGGAGACGGGCAGCCUGAAGAAAGCCAUCCUCAUCCAGGGCUCCAACGACGUGGAGAUCAGGGCCGAGGGCAACAGCAGGUUCACCUACAGCGUCCUGGAGGAUGGCUGCACGAAACACACGGGCAAGUGGGGCAAGACCGUGCUGGAGUACCGCUCGCAGAAGACCUCCCGCCUGCCCAUCGUGGACAUUGCCCCUAUGGACAUUGGUGGAGCCGAGCAGGAGUUCGGCGCCGAGAUCGGCCCCGUCUGCUUCUUGUAAAAAACAAAAAGGGUUGUUUUGAUGUGUGU